AUGACAUGCACGUACUGGACGUCUGACGGAGGAAUUCAACCGCCUGCUGACUCCUGCAAGUCCUGUCAGCAGGGCGGCUUCGACUCGGAGGUGAAAAGGAUGAUACAGCUCUUGGAAGAACAGACGUCGUCCGCCGCGAGAGAUGGAGGAAGACCCUUCGUUGUCCCGCGGAAGGCCACCAAGAAGGAAAACGGCGAGCAAGGCUGCAGCAACACAAGGAAAAACCUCAGGUUGAUGAAGGCGGCCAGCGGGUUGAACCCGCCUCACAAGCCGCCCGCCGCCGACGGCCCGGACGAGGCGGACCGGUGCCCCCCCGAAAGGAAGCCGAGGGAGGCUCCCGCGGACGUGACCCCGGCGAGGCGUCUUCGAGGUGUGAUCGCCGGCAAGGCCCCCAAAAGCUCGGCAAAAUCGCAAAUCGCCAAGAGGUGCAAGUUCAGCGAGAAGAUGAUGUCGGCUUGCCAGGCCUUGAAGACGCACCUGAGCGACGGCAAGCGCUUGCCGAGCAGGGAGCUGCGCGACUGCUCGCAGACGGUCCAGCAGGAGUGGUUCUCCGUGUCCAGCCCCAAGUCGGCCUCGGCCGAUUCCGUGGAGGACUACUUGUCCGGCUUCCGCGUCAUCUCGCCCUCGCUGCUGCGACACGUGGCCAACAUGGCCGACGGCAACGGCAACACGGCGCUGCACUACAGCGUGUCGCACUCCAACUUCGGCGUGGUCCGGAAGCUGCUGGAUGCCGAUGUGUGCGACGCCAACAAGCAGAACAAGGCGGGCUACACGCCCGUCAUGCUAGCCGCGCUGGCCGCCGCGGAGCGGGCCGAGGACAUGACCGUGGUGGAGCGGCUCUUCGAUCGGGGGGACGUCAACGCCAAAGCCAGCCAGGCCGGUCAGACGGCGCUGAUGCUAGCCGUGAGCCACGGCCGCGCGGAGAUGGUCCGGGCGCUGCUGGCCCGCGGCGCCGCGGUCAACGCGCAGGACGACGAGGGCUCCACGGCGCUGAUGUGCGCCAGCGAGCACGGCCACGCCGCCACCGUGAAGCUGCUGCUGGACCGGCCCGACUGUGACGUCGCGCUGACCGACAGCGACGGCAGCACGGCCUUGUCCAUCGCGUUGGAGGCGGGACACGACGACGUCGCCGUGCUUCUCUACGCUCACGCCAACUUCUCCAAAGGACACGCCGAGGCUCCUCAAUGUGGAAGGUCGUGAUUUGUUUCCCGUGGAUGAAAUCACUGCAACCUGCAAUUUUUUUUUUCAUUUUACCAUUCAAAUAUUUCAUUUUGUGGCGUCUUGAGCGCUUAAACAGCGCUCAUAAGUGUCGCUAAAGCCAUCUUUUAUGACAUAAUAUCAACAAUCUGCCAUCAUUUGUGAUUCACGCUCAUGAACUUUCAUGAACGUUGCAUAAAAGUAAACACCCGCCAAGUGCCGUUCGCAGAUUUCCUAUUUGCAGAUUUUUGUGUGUGUGGGGGGGGGGGCGGGGGGGCUAUCCCCCAUUAUUGGUGCUAUUUUCCUCCAAUAUUAUUACAUUUUUUUGAUAUUUGAAAAAAAUAUGAGCGUAAAUAAUUAGUGAACUAUCACUCUUGUUGGUGGCGCCUGGUUCCAAUCACCCCCCCCCCCCCCGCCAGCAGAAGGACUAAAAAUAAUCCGCAAAGUCAUAAAACAAAA
Molecule: messenger RNA, 1656 nt
Organism: Syngnathoides biaculeatus (alligator pipefish)
Lineage: Eukaryota; Metazoa; Chordata; Actinopteri; Syngnathiformes; Syngnathidae
Product: KN motif and ankyrin repeat domain-containing protein 1-like
Exons: 10
Coding region: 1-1200 (399 amino acids)
Biological process (GO): negative regulation of actin filament polymerization
Cellular component (GO): cytoskeleton; cytoplasm
Molecular function (GO): protein binding
Source: RefSeq, a predicted model, not a curated record